Molecule: messenger RNA, 1305 nt
Organism: Culex quinquefasciatus (southern house mosquito)
Lineage: Eukaryota; Metazoa; Arthropoda; Insecta; Diptera; Culicidae
Product: histone H1.3
Exons: 3
Coding region: 149-1189 (346 amino acids)
Biological process (GO): nucleosome assembly
Cellular component (GO): nucleosome
Molecular function (GO): DNA binding
Source: RefSeq, a predicted model, not a curated record
AACGCAAAUUUGCCUAUUGUAUUUCGCCAGACAUUGCUCUUUAUGCACGUCCAAGUCCAGUUUUCAGUUGUCCGUUUGUUUCGUUUCACAUUUAGCGAAAUUGUGUUAAUUAUAUAAAGUUAUUGUUUAAUUUUUUAAUUGUACCAAAAUGAGUGCAUCUGAGUCGGGUUCAGAGACCGAAACCUCGAUGGAGGAGAAGCCAGAGUCCGAAACGGAGCAAGGCAGCGAGGAGGAAGAAGAGGAGGAGGAAGAUGACCAUCCUGUUAAUGCUGAACAACCCAAAGGCACCGUGCAAUCCGAAGAAGAAGAGACUGCCGAAGAGGAGGAGGAGGAAGAAGAAGAAGAUGAUGAAGAAGACACCGAGCCCGAGAAACAGGAAGUUCGACCUGCACGGCUGAAACCAGCCGUCCAGGCCAUGCUGAAGUCAGGACCGGCUGUUCAGAAAAAGCCACCCAUGGGACCAACGGCUCAAGCGGCCCAGGCGGCAACAGCGCACAAGAGUAAUCAUCCACCAUAUAUGAUAAUGGUCCUCGAUGCCAUGCAGGAUCUUGUAACGGAUGAACGUCGAAUCUCCGGCGUCACGUUCGCAAAAAUCAACAAGUUUGUAGCCGCGAAAACCGAGCAAUCAGAAGCGCACGUUAAGCUGUUUUGUUGGAAAGCAAUCGAAAAGCACAUCAAGGACGAGAUCCUUAUGAAAAAGACCGGCGUUGGUAUGAAUGGUUCCGUCGGAUACUCGGCCAAGUACCGAGAGAAGCUCAAGAAAGCCGCCAAUCCUAAGCCGCCGAAGGUCGCAAAACCUAAAGCGAAGCCAGCGCCCAAAAAGAAGCCGGAAAAGGCAGCCCCAGCGGCCAAAGCUGAACCCAAAAAGAAGCCCGUCGCAAAGGCCAAGCCCGCCAAUAAGGACUCGAACAACAAUUUAAAAACCGCCAAACCAACCAAGAAAAUGGCCACGGCAGCAGCCGGCACGAAAAAGGCCGUCGUUUCCAAAACGACCGGAAAGGUUCGACUCUCGGUCGGAGGUCCGACGGUGGCCAAGCCGAAAAAGCCGGUUGCGAAAGCCAAACCAGCAGCGGGCGCAAAGAAGGAGACCGCUGCGAAGAAACCUGCAGCCGGGGUCAAGACAAAGGCACCAGCGCCGGCGCCGGAAGUGGCUGGGGCCUCCAAGAAGGCCAAAAAGUUAAAGUUCUGAGAGGGGAUGUUGAUGUUAUGCGAUGUAAUUUAAUUGACCAUUGAUGUUAUGCGUGUUGAAAGUAAGAUAUGAUUUUCUAAUAAAUUUAUCACAUAGGGGAAAUAUGCCCAUUUUAA